Messenger RNA from Acanthocheilonema viteae, 661 nucleotides. NCBI's taxonomy places the organism in Eukaryota, Metazoa, Nematoda, Chromadorea, Rhabditida, Onchocercidae. The record is from the annotation of a GenBank genome assembly.
CAAAAUGCUUUAUCCGGAUGAUCCAUCGUCAGAUGAACCUCAUAUAGCACUUUCCAAUGUUAUCCAUCCUGAUUGUCGCGUAGAGAACAUUUUCAAAAAUACCAAAGACAAAUUGAACAUUUUUAAAUUAGCGGAUAUACCAAAAUUGAAAGACCAUUCGCUGAAGCGGUGGCGUGAGUGGGAUAAAAAUGCUGCAGCGAUCUGGAAUUCUUCAUUCGGUCCAAGAAAUGCUUUCGAAGAAAUGAUUGAACUGACGAAAGAAGGAAAAAUGUGGCCUUAUCCAAUCGAUAAUGAAUAUCAGAUUGGCGACGAAGAAGACGUUGGUUUUUACGACCACAUAUUUUUGGAUAAAUAUCUUGCUCAGUACAAUUUACCGGAAGAAGGACCCGUCGCACAAUUUAUGGAACUAGUUUGUAUAGGAUUAUCCAAAAAUCCUUACAUGUCUAUCAAGAAAAAACAUGCCCAUCUUGAUUGGUUUGCUAACUAUUUCAAGGAGAAAGCAGAAGAAAUUAGACGGAUCCAGGAAAGUGCUGGUGUGUCGGUGGAAGUAGUAGUUGGUGGUGGUGGUGGUGGUGGUGGUGGUGGUGAUGAUGAGGAGGAGGAUGGUGCUGGUAGUGAUGAAGAUGAUAAUGGGAUGAGGCCAUCUUCUAUUGACCAAUGA